Molecule: messenger RNA, 1206 nt
Organism: Drosophila sechellia
Lineage: Eukaryota; Metazoa; Arthropoda; Insecta; Diptera; Drosophilidae
Gene: Fsn
Product: F-box synaptic protein
Exons: 3
Coding region: 165-932 (255 amino acids)
Biological process (GO): synapse assembly involved in innervation; proteasome-mediated ubiquitin-dependent protein catabolic process
Cellular component (GO): synapse; SCF ubiquitin ligase complex
Molecular function (GO): protein binding
Source: RefSeq, a predicted model, not a curated record
UUCGCUGGCAGCCCGCCAACGGUCACCCUGAAUCGCAGAAUAUUAAAGUUUUCGAGUUUUAUUUUUUUUACCCAUUUGGUUGGUAUGGAAAAAUGACAAUCAACAGGAACGGGUAAAUCCAAGCAGCUAUCUACACGAGCCCAGCAGCGGAGCACACGCACACAAUGGUCGAUCCGGUGGCGGCGCUGUGCAAUUACAAUGUGCUGGAGGUGAUCUUCUCCUACCUGGAGCUGGACGACCUCAGUCAUUGCUCGCAGGUGUGCAAAAGUUGGUACCACUUCCUCAACGACGAGAACAGCGACGUCUGGCGCUGGCACUGCCUGAACAAGCUGCCCAAGGAGUCCCUCAAAUCGGACCUGCUGUCCUCCGUCCCCACGUAUAAGACGAAGCUGCGGGCCUAUUUUCACGCCUGGAGCCCCAACGACUGUUCGCGCAAUGUGUACAUUAAACCGAAUGGAUUCACCCUGCAUCGCAAUCCCGUGGCGCAGAGCACAGACGCGGCCCGGGGCAAGAUAGGAUUCCGCCACGGUCGUCACACCUGGGAGGUGAUAUGGGAGGGACCCCUAGGCACCGUAGCCGUCAUCGGCAUAUCUACCAAGGAGGCGGCUCUACAGUGUCACGGCUAUGUGGCCCUGCUCGGCUCCGACGACCAGAGCUGGGGCUGGAAUCUGGUCGAGAACCACCUGCUGCACAACGGCGACAUGCAGGGCAGUUACCCGCUGCUGAACAAUGCUCCCAAGUACCAAGUAGGCGAGCGGAUACGCGUCAUUCUCGAUUGCGAGGACAACACCUUGUCGUUCGAAAAGAACUACGAGUUCCUCGGUGUGGCCUUCCGGGGCUUGCCGGACAAGAAGCUCUAUCCCACAGUAUCCGCUGUCUACGGCAAUACCGAGGUCUCGAUGGUCUAUCUGGGCACUCCGUUGGACGGAUAGCUUCAGAGCAGAGGCCCUACAACUUGGUUAACAACUUCCACGGAUCCACUAGGUUAUUGUGUACAUUUGUAUUUAUCUCAAUUAUGAUUGCUUCAUUCCACCUCAAUCUCAGUUCGAUAAAUUAGUUAAUAGUUUCGUUUUUUUGUACAAAAUUAUGCAUUUUGUUGAUUUACGCUAAGCCAAAGUUCAUAUCCACCUCGGCACUAUCUUCACAUGGCAAUUUACUUUAGUUAUACGAACCAAAAGAAUAUAAUAUAAUAGCGAUUAAACAAUA